AUGCAUCUCAAAAGUAUGAAAUUACUUGCGUGGAUUGAAGAGGCAAACAUUAAACCUUACUUUGAAUACAGAGACCGUUUGGUCAAAUCGAACAAAUCAGGUGCAUUCAAAGAUGCUCUGGAUGCAAUUGAAGAAUACAUUAAAAACAAUGGAGCGAAAUUUGAUGAUCCUGAUGCAGAAUUUAAUAGGUUACGAGAAAGUUUAGCAGAGAAGAAAGAGUCGAAACCAAAACAAAGAAAGGAGAAACGACCUGCUCAUGAUGACAAUUCAGCAAAGUCACCUAAGAAAGUUCGAACAAAUUCUGUUGAAGCGGAUAAGGAAAGUGUGAGAGCAGAUUCACCAAUUCUGAGUAACCACAGUCCUCGUAAAGGGCCAGCAAGUACUCUACUGGAACGACCAACAACCAUUGUUCGGCCGGAUACACCAUAUUUGGACGUGGAAAGUGUAACUCAGACCCUUAAAGAAAAAAACAUUAUGCCAUCAACCCUUAAGUUUGGGUUCCUUGGUUUGGGCAUAAUGGGUUCGGGAAUUGUGAAGAACCUCUUGAACUCUGGACAUUCUGUCAUUGUUUGGAACCGGUCUCCAGACAAGAAAAUAUAA
Gryllus bimaculatus (two-spotted cricket) is the source of this 600-nucleotide messenger RNA. The record is from the annotation of a GenBank genome assembly. NCBI's taxonomy places the organism in Eukaryota, Metazoa, Arthropoda, Insecta, Orthoptera, Gryllidae.